This is a messenger RNA of Guyanagaster necrorhizus, 1263 nucleotides long. Its product is annotated as CBS-domain-containing protein. NCBI's taxonomy places the organism in Eukaryota, Fungi, Basidiomycota, Agaricomycetes, Agaricales, Physalacriaceae. The transcript has 5 exons. Gene Ontology annotation, cellular component: cytoplasm; nucleotide-activated protein kinase complex; nucleus. The record is from RefSeq and is a predicted model, not a curated record. Gene Ontology annotation, molecular function: AMP binding; protein kinase binding; protein kinase regulator activity. Bases 1 to 1263 code for a protein of 420 amino acids. Gene Ontology annotation, biological process: regulation of catalytic activity; protein phosphorylation.
AUGGCAACCACUUUGGAAGUAGGCCAGCCCUCUCGCUGCCCUUGUCCUGCCAUGAGUCUCGCGCCCUCGAAUCUGCGCAAAAAUCCGUCGAGACGACGAGCUGGUUCGCAUCUACCACCCCAGGACGGCCACCAUGCUGCUCUCACAGCUAUCAGGUCCUUUCUCAAGGGCCGCACCUGCUAUGAUGCCUUUCCAAUCAGCUUCAGGCUCAUCGUCCUCGACACCAAGCUUAAUGUUAAGCGGGCGCUACAAUGUCUUAUUCUAAACAGUGUUGUGUCUGCUCCGCUUUGGAAUAGCGAAACUUCCAAGUUCGCCGGCAUGCUCACAGUCCUCGACAUCAUUCAUCUCAUCCAGCACUACUACAACGUCACAACGAUGACGUAUGAAGCAGCUGCCCUGGAUGUCGAAGGCCUCGUCCUCGAAGAUCUUAGAGGUUUUCAAUUUCUUUCAUCGCGCCACUCAUCUAAGAUUCCCGUUCCAGGAAUCGAGACUCAGCUUGGCGUCGCGCAGCCCCCUCUUUUAUCGGAACAUCCAUCUAGCACUUUAUACCAGGCCGCAAAAGUUCUCAUUCAGACCCACGCCCGCCGCCUUCCCCUUCUUGAUGUCGACACAGAGACCGACCAGGAAGUCAUUGUCUCAACUUUAACAACAUAUCGUCUCCUCAAAUUUAUAUCGAUCAAUUGUACUAAAGAAAUUCAACAACUCCACUUACCGCUGCGUAAGCUCAAGAUCGGCACAUAUGUAGCACCUCCCGCCCCAGGCCAAAAACCUUAUUAUCCGAUCGCGACUGCUGGCCUCUCGACUACUGUUUUCGAUGUCGUCCACCAAUUUUCUGCUUUGUCUAUUUCUGCCGUGCCCAUCAUUGAUGAUGAUGGUAUUGUGGUUAACCUUUACGAGACGGUUGAUGUCAUUACCCUUGUACGCCUGGGUGCGUACCACACACUUGACCUCACCAUCUGUCAAGCGCUGAACCAGCGCUCUCCCGAUUUCCCUGGCGUCGUGAUUUGUAAUGCGUCGGAUUCUCUUGGUACUCUCCUACAGCUUAUAAAGAAGCGGAGGGUCCACCGUUUGGUGGUAGUGGAGGGAGAGGAGGAGGAACGAAAGGGUGGAAAGAAAGGUCGACUAUUAGGCAUAAUUACUCUCAGCGACGUUCUCCGAUACGUUAUCGGUGCAGCCAGCAUAGGCGAAGGAUACGAUCCCAGUCAAAGGACGAGGUCUGAGGAUACGCUGAAUCCUCCGUCCCCAUCCCAAACACGGUGCUGA